GGCGGGCGUCACGUCACUUCCGGCGCGCCGCCGCCCUGCUCUAGUCCCGAGGAGAUGGCGGCCGCUGUGCGUAGCCGGUGGUUCCGGUGCUGCUCCGCCCUGCUCAGGCAAGGUUUUCCUGUUCUGGCUAAUGCUAGGAGACGCUGUUUCUCAGGACUGAGUGGCCAAUGGAACAAAAUGGUGGGAGUGGGUUUUGGAGUAGCCCUGUGUGCAGUCCCUAUCGUACAGAAACACGAGCCCACUUUUCUCAGUCAUGAAGCCUUGAUUAGAAGGGCAAUUUCUCUGGUAACAGACAGUACUUGUACUCUUCUCUCUCAAACAACAUAUGCGUUAAUUGAAGCAUUAACAGAGUAUACAAAGGCAGUUUACACACUGGUGUCUCUCUACCGGCAAUAUACAAAUCAUCUUGGGAAAAUGAAUUCCAAAGAGGAAGAUGCAGUAUGGCAGGUGAUCAUAGGAGCAAGAGUUGAGAUGACUACAAAGCAGCAAGAAUUCCUGAAGUUAGAAUCCAGUUGGAUGACCGCUUUACAUCUUUCAGAGAUGGCAGCAGAAGCUGCAUAUCAAUCAGGUGCAGAUCAAGCUUCAGUGACAGCUCGUAACCAUAUUCAGCUGGUGAAAACACAGGUGCAAGAGGUACGACAGCUGUCACAGAAAGCAGAGACCAAAUUAGCUGAAGCUCAGACAGAAGAGCUCAUUAACACAAAAGUUGAAGAAUCAUCACAGCCAUGCAGUAUCUCAGAAACCACAGAGGAAGUCGAAGAGUCUUAUCUUCGUGAAGACUGAAAAAAAAACAAAAAUCUUCUAAAUAUCACCUUUGGAGUAUUUGAUAGCAUACCACUAAUUCCAGGGCCUUGAGUUUCCCACAUCAUUAAGAAAUAGAUGUUGGAUAAGGAAAAGGCAUUAAAGACAGGCAUGCUAUCUGUUGAUAAUUGGUGGUAGUGGGCAAUAAUUCUCUCCCCCGCAAGUUUGCUAUACCCAACUACCAGCCAGAUUCAGGUGUUUGAAACGUCUUUAUUUUUUAAGUUCCCAUUAUUAUAAUAUGCAUUGCUAGUAAAUUUGUAUUUAAGUGUACAACUAUGCAAAUGUGAAAUUAGCUGUUAAAGAUACUUUGUUGAUGAGUGUUUGGGUCUGUUGCCAUGAGGGUCUAAUUCAGAUGAUUUAAUACUAAACCCUUGGAAAUUCCCAGUGUCUAAAACUAAUUGUAGAUUGCAGCCAAAGAGGGACACUUAAAAAUAAUUUCUAGUCUGUGAAGCAAGUUAAUCUUAGCGGGUAUUAUAUCUCCAGUCGAACAAUAGAAUUACAUUUCACUGUCAAAGUCCGAUUGGUUAACAAUGUUGAUUUUUUUGUGCUGUUUUCUAAUUAUUUUGACUUGUGACAAUUCAUAAUGGAUAGCUCAUUGUUUAAUAAAACACAAAUUACUGUA
Gopherus evgoodei (Goodes thornscrub tortoise) is the source of this 1423-nucleotide messenger RNA. RefSeq names its product diablo IAP-binding mitochondrial protein (gene DIABLO). The record is from RefSeq and is a predicted model, not a curated record. Bases 55 to 783 code for a protein of 242 amino acids. Gene Ontology annotation, biological process: intrinsic apoptotic signaling pathway in response to oxidative stress; neuron apoptotic process. Gene Ontology annotation, cellular component: mitochondrion. The transcript has 6 exons. Lineage: Eukaryota; Metazoa; Chordata; Testudines; Testudinidae.